Messenger RNA from Carya illinoinensis, 1118 nucleotides. RefSeq names its product NAC transcription factor 25-like. Gene Ontology annotation, molecular function: DNA binding. Lineage: Eukaryota; Viridiplantae; Streptophyta; Magnoliopsida; Fagales; Juglandaceae. Gene Ontology annotation, biological process: regulation of DNA-templated transcription. The transcript is spliced from 2 exons. The record is from RefSeq and is a predicted model, not a curated record. The coding region runs from base 16 to 735 and encodes 239 amino acids.
CUGAUCAUCAUCAUCAUGCAGACUAAUUUCAUCGGCAAUAUUAUACCGAUGAUCGGCUAUAUGUAUAUAUAUAGUAUGGUAUAUAUAUAUAUGGCGGCGGCCAAAGUGCAUGGAUUUUUCACAGAUGGUCAAUUACCACCUGGGUUUAGGUUUGUCCCAACUGAUGAAGAGUUGGUAAAACACUAUCUGCGGAAAAAGGAGCUUUCCAUCCCACUUCCAGGACCAGUACUUUUUCACGACGUUGAUGCAACAAACCUUUAUUCCACUCAUCCCAAGUGUUUAGUGAAAUUCCUGGAUGGGGAGAGAGAAUGGUUUUUCUUUUUUCACGAAGAUGAAGACUCUCGUGAGCGAAUUCUUCGAAGAUCAAGAAAAGCUCGAGUACUUGUUGAAAAUGGAGGAGGGUUUUGGAAACCAUGGCAGGAAAAGGAUCCGAUAUGCAAUGAGGAUGGACAUAUCAUUGCCUGGAAGACAGAUCUUACUUAUUUUUCUGUAGCUACUAAUUCAAAGGCAAAGAAAACACAUUGGACAAUGCAACAGUACCGAAUAGUACUACCCCAUGUUGUGGGAUCAUGUAUAAGUAGUAGUACUGUAGAGAAAAAUUCCCAGGUAAAAUCGAUGUUUUGGGGUCUUCUUUUUUUCUUUUUUCUUUUUUUUUUUUCCUUGUACCUUCUGAUAUAUCCAAGACUGCAAAACGAUGAGAACUGGAGGUCCCCUGAACCUGAUGAUCAAUCCUGAGUCUGCAAAUUAAUGCGUGAACAUCAUGUACUGUUAUAAGUGUAGGUAUAGUGAACACUAAAAUGGGCGUAUUUUUGCAAUGCAGAGAGAUCAGGGAAUCUGGGUAUUGUGCAGACUCAGAAGAGGUAGGGAGUACGUGUCCAGUUUUUAGCAACGUGCUGCUUGCUUGCUUUCUAUCUUUUGGCGCGCAGUUUGAUUAUUUUUCUAUCAAUUUAUUAAUGGAGCUAUGAAUUAUAAGCUUGAAUCAUCGAUCAUGUAUCAACGGCUAUAUAUCCAUUGCCAAUAAGCUACGUACAACGCCGAAUAAUGGUGUUGGCUCAUAUAUAUGGCCAUUUGAUGCAUCGAUCAGAUGGGGAAACACGAGUAAUUCGAGUCUCGAUCGA